CCGUUACUUUGAAACCCCAGCAAUGCGAGUCCAGCGAGUCCAGCCGACGGUGUCCGCCAACCCACGUGGUCGAUGGCAUUGGUCGUCGCUGCUGCUCGGUAGCCUCUGGCUCAGCGCCACGCUGGCUGCAAGUGUCUGCUACCUACGGCUGCUGCAGCCGCCGCUCGCCAACGACCUUCUUUGGCCGUACUACAACGCAUCUGGGUACCAAACCUUCCUCAUCGAUCUACUGAAUACGCUAUUGGAGACGACGCCGGAUACCUCCUCAGUCGACUUGCAGUCUGUGGCGCUCGAGGGACACUACGACAGUCUCUUGACCAGCGCUAUUGUGCACCCGACGUACGCGAUGGCGCUGCUCACGACCAAGCUCACAGCGCUCGAGUUUGCCAUCACUAGUCUGCGCAACUUGUCGGAGAAUGCCCAGCUGUUUCAACUGCCAACGCAGUACUGCUGGGUCGACUUUAACCAAUCGUUCGAGCUCGCCCACACGGACGCGCGUCAAGCGCGCUGUCAUCGUCAGUACGCCGCGAACGGCGCAGUGUACCUCGAGUCUCUCUUGCGCAACACCAACUGGAAAGCGGCUGUCGCCGCAUCUGCGACCUCGACCAAUUUCUGGUUUGCCAUUGAGAGCGGCCUCGAAGCCUCAGCGAUGGGCGCUCGCUGGCUCGACGCUGUCGCUGCCGUGACCACCUCGGUCCAGGACGAAGCCACUGUCUGGCGAUCGCAUGGUAUUGACAGCUAUUCGUAUCAGUGGCAAAACAUCAAGCGGCCGGGACUCGUCGAGACGGCGACGCUGGUCAAUGCUCUUGGCCUCCAGACUUCAGUUGUGCUCAAGAGUGUUGUCAGAACCAAUGGGCCGUGGGUGAUGUCGCUCUUCAGUCCCUCACUUCUCGAUGAUAUUCGCCUUGUCAGUGGCUGCAACGCGAGUCUUCUUCGUGGCGCGCCACACUACGUCCUCAACACAUUGUGCGACGGCCGCGUACCCGUCUCGUUCGAGUCGUUUCUCGAGUCGCUUCUCCAAAUGAGUCCGUUCUUCCGCCCGAUUGGUAUGAUUCGCGACGCCCUUGGGCCACUCCUUUCAAGCGAUCUCUACGUCGUGCCCAUACCUGAGUCUCUCAUUUCUCUGAGAGCCGACCGUGUCACCGCGCUGUACGGCGCCUGGAACGCAUCGACCGCAGACAUGUACUCGACUCUCGAGACGGACUUGCGCGUGACGCUAGUGCCGCCCGCGUGGUCGACGGACCUCGUAUUUUACGGCGGGAGUCCUUUUUGCCUGUAUGGCGCACCACAGACGUAUGUGCAACCGCCGUUUACAUCGACCGACGACUGCUCCACGCAGUCCGAAUGGACGGUGGCGAUACCGCGGCCAUCUCUUGUCAUCGCGAUGUCUUUGGUCCACGACUCGAUCGACGCGAUUUGCGCGCAGCAGUCGCGCCGAGUCUGUCCCGAGACGCUACUCGCCGCGCAAAAGCUCUUGCCGCACCGACAGAUCGACCCGGUUUUGCUUCAGAACGCAACCACAGCCCUCAAACCGACGUUCGAAUGCUAGUACAGCCACUACUCGAGC
Molecule: messenger RNA, 1567 nt
Organism: Saprolegnia diclina VS20
Lineage: Eukaryota; Oomycota; Saprolegniomycetes; Saprolegniales; Saprolegniaceae
Exons: 2
Coding region: 23-1549 (508 amino acids)
Source: RefSeq, a predicted model, not a curated record